AUGGCCUCACCUGUCCCCCCGAACCCGAACAGUCCGUCGACAACUCCGAAUCAGAAGACGUUGAAUGUAUGGAAUAAGCCAAUCGACGAGAACGACGCCGAGAACCAUGCUGGUCCCGUCACAUUCACCGACGCAGUCGAGACAGUCAAGAUAGGCGAGCUGUCAGAAGUUGCAAAAUACCCUUGCGUGCGGAAUGCACUGCUUCAAGGCAUCGGGGCUGGUUUUGGCGCGGGUGGACUGCGGUUCGUCGCUGGAGCGAGUAUGGCCUCGUAUGAAUGGUGUCAGUACGGUCGACGAUGCGAGCGGCGCGAGAUGAAGCGGAAUAUCGAGAUCGUUACAGAAGGCCGGAAAGACCAGGCGAGGAAGAAGAUGGAGCAGCAAAGGGAGGAGGCGGAGGCGCGGAAGUUGCAAGAAGCACAGAAACCGUGGUAUUCGCGAUUCUGGUAG
This is a messenger RNA of Emericellopsis cladophorae, 447 nucleotides long. RefSeq names its product cytochrome c oxidase assembly protein subunit 20. The record is from RefSeq and is a predicted model, not a curated record. The transcript has 2 exons. Bases 1 to 447 code for a protein of 148 amino acids. Gene Ontology annotation, cellular component: mitochondrial inner membrane; mitochondrion. Gene Ontology annotation, biological process: mitochondrial respiratory chain complex IV assembly. NCBI's taxonomy places the organism in Eukaryota, Fungi, Ascomycota, Sordariomycetes, Hypocreales, Bionectriaceae.